UGCUUAUCCAUCAACAUCUCGUAAUCGAUAAUCGAAUUUCACUCGUAUCGAUUAUUUCUUGCUAAUUAGUAAUUCACGAUCGAUAGUUACUUCGAUAUACGCGGCGGGAAUAUUGAAACAUCGAGACACGCGUGAGUGGAAAUCGAAUUACCGAUGAAAAUAUUGCCAAUAAUCGGAAAAAUAAGUCAAGAACGCGCCGCGAAAAAAAUAAAUUUAUUUUCCUCCGUUAUUAGUAUUCAGUUAAUAUUUUCUGUUCAUGGUUAAUAUUAUUGUAUAAAAAGUACCGGAGCGCCGAACGAUGGUAUCAGUUUGAUCGGUCAAUCAACAACGAACCAAACAAUGGCUUUAAAGUUAGUACUAUUUUUCGCCGCCAUGGUACUCGCCAACGCCGCGCAAAAUCCCGGAUUGGAAUCCGACCCGAAUCCCAACUACUCCUACUCGUACAACGUACAGGAUAAGACAACAGGAGACAACAAAAACCACCUGGAGAACAGAAACGGCAACGUCGUCAGAGGCCAGUACAGCUUAGACGACCCAGAUGGUACCAGAAGAACGGUCCAAUACACAGCCGAUCCGCUCAACGGAUUCGUCGCCAUCGUGAAAAAGGAACCGCUAGUAGCCGUACAACAACCGGUACAACAACAACAACAAUUCUUCGCGCCGUUGCAACUGCAACAACUUCAAUUACAACAACCGCUAUCCUUGUACCAAGAGCGCCUCUACAUAGCCCAACCCGCCGUACAACAACAACAACAACAACCGGCUCAGAAACUACAAUCCCAGCGACAACAAGCCGACCGCGAAGACGUCGAAACCACGACCAUAGAAGCAGAAGAACUGGAACCCACCACCACGGAAGCAGCGCCUCCAUCGAGCGGGUACUACUACCCCAAACCGGCCAAACCUGCGGCUCUCUUCGCCAAAAAAGAACCGUCCAGCAGCAGGAGAACUACCCCCGGCAAAGCGGAGAAACUGGAACUCGAAGAGCCGAUGCAGGCCAAUCCUGCGGUCGCUCAAAGAGGUUCAGCGCCGGUUUCGGUGCAAUAUUUGAGCGCUCCGUACGUACAACAGCAGCCCAUCAUCGCUCUAUCGUCGCCCUACAGCUACAGUACCCUCACAGUAUUCUAA
Molecule: messenger RNA, 1128 nt
Organism: Phyllotreta striolata
Lineage: Eukaryota; Metazoa; Arthropoda; Insecta; Coleoptera; Chrysomelidae
Source: the annotation of a GenBank genome assembly